AUGCCAACUAGCUAUGGAUUGCUUAGCACUCUUUUCAUCUGUGUAGUUAUAAGCAGUGAAGUGCAAGCAAACAGAAAUUGGACGUCAACCAGAAUAAAACGGCAAGCAGUUGGAUGCGGGUUUCAAUGCAAAAGUGACGGAGUAUGCAUAGACUCUGUACAGGAAUGCAAUGGAAAAGUUGACUGUGCUGAUGGUAGUGACGAGACAGACCAUUGCAAAGGCACAUGGUGUCCAAAAUAUUUAUAUCGUUGCAACUAUGGAGCCUGCAUUUCCAAAGUUUCCGUAUGCGAUGGAAAACAGGACUGCAAAGAUAACUCUGAUGAAACCGGACCAAACUGCAGAGCUGCUCCAAAAAACGAAACUUGCGGUAACGAUCAGUUUCACUGUACCUCAGGCGAGUGUAUAGAUCCCAUAUUUCAGUGCAAUGGUAAAGCAGAUUGUAGAGACAAAUCUGAUGAAACAGAAGACUGCAAGGACAUUUGGUGUCCACAUUUUGUCUAUAGGUGCGAUUAUGGUGCGUGCGUGAAUGGAGACGCAGAAUGCAAUGGUAACGUUGAUUGUCUGGAUGGCUCGGACGAAUCGGUAUCGAAAUGCGGAAAAACUCCAGCCCCUCCAGUGAAGAUCACCACCACGGAAGGGCCACCAACGCCUCGACCUACACCACCACCAACACCUGCACCCAUUCCAAAACCAGUCACAGAUGUUGCUAUUGGCGGUUCUUGCGUUCUACCGGAUUAUCCUGACAAUGGCCGGUGGCAGUUGUUGCAAGGUAAAAAAUAUCCGGGACAGAGCGUGGAGCCUGGGACUGUAAUAGUAGCGAAAUGUGACUCAGGCUACACUUUAGAAAGCGACAGCAGCUACUCAAUUUGCGUGGGUGGAGGAGUAUGGAAUUUGGCGUUCAAUUGCAAACUUCAAUGUCCGGCUUACACCUCCACUAACACCACCUUCAUCACUUGCACUCUAAACAACGAAUACAGGGACUGCGCAAGAGCAGUGGACGGCACCUAUAUGGAAAUUAAUUGUGCUCCGUUCUUUGAAAAUCUCAGUUCUGGCAAAUACAGAUAUUGCAAGGAUGGAACCUGGGACAACGCAAAGCCUCAAUGCUCCCCAGCUUGUGGAAUGAAGAGAGUUCGUACAGCUGCGCUUUCAGUUGGGGGUGUUCCAGUGGAAAAAGGAGAUUAUCCAUGGCAAGUGGCCAUUUUCAAGAAGAUUGGAGAUGAGUUUUCUCCCAUAUGCGGAGGAUCUAUGCUCAAUACGAAAAUUAUUUUAACAGCUGCUCAUUGUAUGGUGGAUGAAAAUAAGGACGGGACCAUUUCUAUCACGCCUGGAAACUUUGAGGUGGCAGUUGGUAAAUUUUACAGACAGUACCGGCAUCCAGAAGACAAAGAUGCUCAAUAUUCACCGGUGAAGGAAAUAUUACCUUCGGGAGACUACAGAGGAUCUUUUGGAAGCUACACGUCCGAUAUCGCGCUAUUGGUCGUAAAAAUCGAGUUCAAACCCUCAAAAAUGGUGCAGCCAGUGUGCAGAGAUAAUUCUAAUAUUAUUCAUUUGACAGCUGGACAAUUGGGUGUUGUCACCGGUUGGGGUUACACAAAACAUGGCGGCGAAGCUUCCAAUGAACUUAGAGAGUUGGUGGUACCAUUUGAAGAGGACUCAAUUUGUAGGUCAAAAUUGCCGCUUGAAUAUGUUCAUAGAUAUUAUUCAAAUGACAAGCUUUGUGCAGGCUUCCACAACAACAGCAAGUCUGUGUGUGAAGGUGAUAGUGGUGGAGGAUUGGUUUUCGAGCAAAACCAAAGAUACUACAUAAGAGGAAUUGUGAGCAUAUCGCCUAGACAGGAUGGUAGUUGCGAUAUACAACAGUAUACCCUGUAUACAAACGUCAAUAAAUUCAAUUCUUUCAUCGAUAAGACUAUUGUAAAAUACUCGUAA
Molecule: messenger RNA, 1929 nt
Organism: Brassicogethes aeneus
Lineage: Eukaryota; Metazoa; Arthropoda; Insecta; Coleoptera; Nitidulidae
Source: the annotation of a GenBank genome assembly